CCCUGUUGUUCUGGCUCUUUGGGAACCACGGGGGAACCCCGUGGGCUAAUCGGGAAACCAAUCCCUGUGCCUUUCCCCUCAAGGAACAUGGUGGUGGCUUUGAAGGAGCUGUCCAUCCGGGGCGACUUCAGGACCACCGUGGAGUACCUCAUCAACCUCCUGGAGACCGAGAGCUUCCAGAACAACGACAUCGACACCGGGUGGCUGGAUCACCUCAUCGCCGAGAAAGUGCAGGCCGAGAAGCCGGAUAUCAUGCUCGGGGUGGUGUGUGGCGCCUUGAACGUGGCCGACGCGAUGUUCAGAACCUGCAUGACGGAUUUCCUGCACUCGCUGGAGAGGGGCCAGGUCCUCCCUGCGGAUUUUCUGCUGAACACUGUGGACGUGGAAUUAAUUUACGGAGGCGUUAAGUACAUUCUCAAGGUGGCCCGGCAGUCGCUGACCAUGUUCGUCCUCAUCAUGAACGGUGGUCACAUCGAGAUCGACGCCCACCGGCUGAACGACGGCGGGCUCCUGCUGUCCUACGACGGGAACAGCUACACGACCUACAUGAAGGAGGAGGUGGACAGUUACCGGAUCACCAUCGGCAACAAGACGUGCGUGUUCGAGAAGGAGAACGACCCCACGGUCCUGAGGUCGCCCUCGGCCGGGAAGCUGACGCAGUACACGGUGGAGGACGGGGGCCACGUGGAGGCUGGGGACAGCUACGCCGAGAUGGAGGUGAUGAAGAUGAUCAUGACCCUGAACGUGCAGGAAAGUGGCCGGGUGAAGUACAUCAAGCGCCCGGGGGCCGUGCUGGAAGCGGGCUGUGUGGUGGCCAGGCUGGAGCUCGAUGACCCUUCCAAAGUGCACCCGGCCAAGCCGUUCACAGGGGAGCUCCCCGUCCAGCAGACCCUGCCCAUCAUGGGGGAGAAGCUGAACCAGGUCUUCCACGCCGUCCUGGAGAACCUCACCAACGUCAUGAGCGGCUACUGUCUGCCGGAGCCCAUCUUUAGCAUAAAGGCAGGUCUCGUGUGCAGGGCGGUGUGUCUCCCACACACGUGUAGGUCCGUGUGACGAGCUAGAAGGGUUGGCUCCCUGAGGUCAGAGGGCUCUACUGAUGCCCGUUCAGCCCUCGGUUUGAUUGUACACGUCAGGGUACUUCUGUCUGAUUGUACAAACUGUCGUAAAAGUGACAGUUGGUGUUUCAGGGUUUAGUUCAGCUCCACACUGAGAAUGUUC
Molecule: messenger RNA, 1218 nt
Organism: Myotis lucifugus (little brown bat)
Lineage: Eukaryota; Metazoa; Chordata; Mammalia; Chiroptera; Vespertilionidae
Product: acetyl-CoA carboxylase 2-like
Exons: 7
Coding region: 88-1053 (321 amino acids)
Biological process (GO): fatty acid biosynthetic process
Molecular function (GO): acetyl-CoA carboxylase activity; ATP binding
Source: RefSeq, a predicted model, not a curated record